CACAAACUCAAACCCUUUAUAAUCCUUAUUCUCUCCUCUUCCUCUAAGGCCCUUCCCUCUCCUCUCCUAAACUUUUCGUUGGAGAGAGAACCAAACGUAAACAUCUCGAGCGAAGGGUAUCUUAGACGGAGUCGAGAAAUUUAUCUAUCAAGAUGGGUGAAGAUCAAGCUUUUGGGGUUUCCUCCGCCGCCGUUCCUCAAGGCGGUUCCAAGUGCUUCGACGACGAUGGCCGCCUCAAACGAACUGGGACCGUUUGGACUGCAAGUGCUCAUAUUAUCACGGCGGUGAUCGGCUCCGGCGUUCUAUCAUUGGCAUGGGCCACGGCGCAGCUCGGAUGGGUUGCUGGUCCGGCGGUUAUGUUCUUGUUCUCCAUGGUUACUUAUUACACUUCCAUUCUUCUCUCUGCUUGUUACCGGUCCGGCGACCCUGUUUCCGGCAAGAGAAAUUAUACGUAUAUGGACGCCGUUCAGGCCAAUCUUGGAGGAUUGAAUGUGAAAUUAUGUGGGCUUGUUCAAUAUCUCAAUCUUUUUGGAGUGGCAAUUGGGUAUACAAUAGCUUCAGCCAUAAGCAUGAUGGCUAUUAAGAGAUCGAAUUGCUUCCAUGCUAGUGGAGGGAAAGAUCCUUGUCAAAUUAAUAGCAAUCCUUAUAUGAUAGCCUUUGGGAUUAUACAGAUAAUCUUCUCUCAAAUCCCAGAUUUUGAUCAGCUAUGGUGGCUAUCCAUUGUUGCUGCUGUCAUGUCUUUUACUUACUCAACCAUUGGGCUUGGCCUUGGAAUUGCUCAAGUUGCUGGAAAUGGGAAAGUUAGAGGGAGUUUAACUGGAAUUAGCGUUGGAACUGUUACUCAAACACAAAAAGUAUGGAGGAGCUUCCAAGCUCUUGGAGACAUUGCUUUUGCAUACUCUUACUCGAUUAUCCUUAUCGAAAUACAGGACACUCUUCGAUCUCCGCCUUCGGAGGCCAAGACAAUGAAGAAGGCUACUCUAGUAAGCGUGUCGGUCACGACGUUGUUCUACAUGCUUUGUGGUUGUGCGGGGUACGCCGCGUUCGGGGACUUGUCGCCGGGAAACCUCCUCACGGGGUUCGGGUUCUACAACCCUUAUUGGCUGCUUGACAUUGCUAAUGCUGCUAUUGUUAUUCAUCUUGUUGGUGCCUACCAAGUCUAUUGCCAACCUCUCUAUGCCUUCUUUGAAAAGUAUGCAUCUGAGAAGUUUCCUGAUAGUAAAUUCAUCACCAAAGAGAUAGAGAUUCCGAUUCCCGGGAUCCGCCCCUACAGACUCAACCUCUUCCGGUUGGUUUGGAGGACGGUUUUCGUGAUCGUGACGACCGUGAUCUCGAUGCUUCUCCCGUUCUUCAACGACGUGGUUGGACUCCUUGGAGCUCUAGGAUUUUGGCCUCUCACGGUUUACUUCCCGGUGGAGAUGUACAUUGCUCAAAAGAAGAUACCAAAGUGGAGUUCAAAAUGGUUGUGCCUGCAAAUCUUAAGCGUUGCCUGUCUCAUAAUUUCGAUAGCAGCGGCAGCCGGUUCGGUCGCCGGGGUCGUCUUAGAUCUAAAGACUUACAAGCCCUUUAGCACAAGCUUUUGAUUCAGAUAGAUCAGGCGCUGCAAUGAAAAGGGGUUGAUCCAAAUGCCAUUUUUAAUUCAAGUUCUUCAUAAAAAGGCUUCAAACUCUGAAGCUUCUCUUCUUUUGGUUAUUUUUAGUGUCGUUUUCAAGAAAAUAUAUGAAAUCAUGAUUGUACAUGUUAAAAACUAUGAUCAUUCCAUCUUUGUAUCGUUUAUAUUCUCAAUCGAAUUAAAAAAAAUUGAACAUUUUCGUGCUA
Molecule: messenger RNA, 1818 nt
Organism: Cucurbita maxima (winter squash)
Lineage: Eukaryota; Viridiplantae; Streptophyta; Magnoliopsida; Cucurbitales; Cucurbitaceae
Product: amino acid permease 3-like
Exons: 7
Coding region: 153-1583 (476 amino acids)
Cellular component (GO): plasma membrane
Source: RefSeq, a predicted model, not a curated record